AUGAAGUCGUUUUCACACUCACUCACAUGGACUAAGAAUGAAGAUGAGCUCAGUGUAGAGAUAGCUAGCUAUUAUAGAGAACUCUUCAAGACUUCAGAUGCAAAUGAAAUGGAGGAAGUGUUAAAUGGUAUUCCACACACAAUCUCAGGUAGUAUGAAUGCUAACCUAACAAAACCUGUGGACGAAGGGGAGAUUAGAUCAGCCCUCUUUUCUAUGAAUCCUGAUAAAGCUCCGGGUGUAGAUGGAAUGCCUCCCAUUUUUUUCCAAAAGUUUUGGAACAUAGUUAAAAAGGAUUUGGUAGGAGCUGUCCAAACUUUCUUCCACACUAGUCAUUUGCUUAAGUCUGUAAAUCAUACAGCCAUUUCUCUCAUUCCUAAAAUUUUGAUUCCCACAUCCCUUAAGCACUAUAGACCUAUUAGCUUGUGCACGACAGUUUAUAAAAUCAUAGCAAAGAUUCUAGCUAAUAGGUUGAAGCAGGUUCUCCAUGCCUGUAUCAGUAAAACUCAGUCAGCUUUUGUUCCUGGUAGGCAAAUCCUAGACAAUAUUAUGAUUUCACAUGAGUUUUUACACUUCCUCAAAAACAAACGGCAAGGGAAAGAAGGAUUUAUGGCUGUGAAAUUAGAUAUGUCUAAAGCUUAUGACAGGGUGGAAUGGGGGUUCCUGGAUGCUGUAAUGCGGAAAAUGGGGUUCAAUGACAAAUGGAGAAGCUGGAUCAUGGAGUGUAUUUCUACUGCUUCUUACUCGUUCCUGGUUAAUGGCGAAGUCAAGGAGUAUGUGGUGCCACAAAGGGGCAUUAGGCAGGGUGAUCCACUGUCACCCUACUUAUUCCUCCUAUGCUCGGAAGGUUUUUCCAAUCUCCUCCAAAAGGCAGCGUCUGAGAAAAGAAUUGAAGGCAUGGGAAUCAGCAGGAGGGGACCAAGACUAACCCAUUUAUUUUUUGCAGAUGACUCUUUGAUAUUUUGUAAAGCAGAUUCCCAGAAUGCAGCUGAGCUCAAAAGGUUACUGAACGUUUAUGAAAGAGGAACGGGCCAGUUGAUUAACCUGGAAAAAUCCUCAGUCAUCUUCAGCAACAAUAUGCAGCAGGAAACGAAGGAGGAAGUCAGCCAAGCUCUAGGAAAUCUCCAUGUUGUAAGCCAAGGCAAAUACUUGGGUCUUCCAAUGGUGGUCACAAGAUCUAAACAGCAGCUGUUUGGAUACAUUAAAUCCAGUAUUCAACAAAGACUAAAAAAGUGGAAAAAUAAACUUUUGAGUGCAGCAGGUAAGGAGAUUAUGCUCAAGUCUGUGGCAUUGGCUCUGCCAACAUACACAAUGUCUUGCUUCAAGUUACCUAAAAAGUUGUGCAAGGAGAUUAAUUCCACAAUGGCCAACUAUUGGUGGGGUGAGGAGAAUGGGAAGAACAAGAUUCACUGGAAAGCUUGGAACAAGAUAUCGAGGGACAAGAAGGCAGGUGGCUUAGGCUUCAAGGAUUUGGAGGCUUUCAAUCUAGCCUUAUUGGGAAAGCAGAUUUGGAGGUUGCUCACUCAACCAAAUUUGCUGGUCAGUAGAGUUCUAAAGUCCAGGUAUCACCCAAAGCAAUCAAUUUUCAAGUGUAAAGUUGCAGGGAAUGCUUCAUGGAUUUGGAAAGGACUGAUGCGAGCUAGGCAGCUGGUUGAAGAAGGAACUCGAAAAAGGAUUGGUAAUGGUCUGAGUACUAACAUUUGGGAGGACAACUGGAUUCCUAUGACACCAAAUGGAAGAGUGACAACACAGCAGCCACAAGGAGUUAAUUUGGUUAAGGUGGCAGACUUGAUCGUCCAGAAAAGAUGGAACAAGAACCUUCUCUUUAGGAAUUUCACCUCCACGGAUGUUGAAGGAAUACUAAGCAUCCCCAUAAGCUUAGUAGACAGAGAGGACAACAACUUUUGGAUUCAUAAUUCAAAUGGGCUUUAUUCAGUGCGAUCAGCCUACAGGGUACUAACUGAAGAGCCGAAGGCUUUCGAGCAGGAGCUCAGGGGGCCAGCUAGUACUAGCUGGAGUAUCCAAAGUCAGAAAAUUUGGAAGUACCUGUGGAAACUGAAUAUUAAGCAUAAAGUGAAGCUUUUCUUAUGGAAAUGUCUCAACCAAGCAUUACCUGUAAGACACCUCAUUCACAGUAGAACACAACAAGGUGAUCCUAUUUGUAGAGUAUGCGGAGAAGAAUGCGAAACAGUUGAACAUGCAUUACUCAACUGUAACCAUGUUAAACUGGUGUGGAGAAUGGCAACUAUCCAAUGGGAGGGAAUUACAAAUCUGCAAGGCUGUUUUGGUUCGUGGUGGACCGCGGUGAUGGAGGCGAGGUCCAGAAGUGAGGGAGAUGAACACAUUUCUCUCACGGCUAACAUUCUUUGGCAGAUUUGGAAGAGCAGAAAUGCGACGGAAUUUGAAGGUAAGCAGCAUCCCCCAAUACGAAUAGUGCAGAAAGCUCAUGAGGAAUGGUUGGAAUAUGGUGAAGCUAAUCUCACUGCUUUAAAGAGGAGUACAGAAGAAACAGGAGACCAGCCGCAACCCCCCCAGCAACAAGAACAAACAGCAGGCAUUCUGAGAUUAAGAUUUGCUAUCGAAAAGAGCAAAGACAGCCCCCAAAUGGGGAUUGGAGCAACUGUCUCUUUGGAUAACCAACAACUGAUGAGAGGAUGGGCUCUACGGGAAAGAUGUUCUGGCCAUAAGCUAAUUGAUGAACUUACUGCAAUUAAGCUACUGAUUUGUAAAGCUGCUGUACAGAGUUUGGAGCGGUUAGAAGUUCAGGUCCAGGAUAAGCAGACACUCCAUCUUAUCCAGCAGCCAAAAUCUUCGGAUAUGCGAGUGGUCACACUGCUGGAGGAUAUACAUAACCUUAAGUACCUGUUUCGUAUGUGUUCCUUUUGCCUAGUUAACAGGGAUAUUAACCAUAUUACUCAUAGGAUUAGCGCUCAUGCGCUAGAUUUUUUUGUUGACCAGGAAUUCUGGAUUCAUCAGUGA
Messenger RNA from Coffea arabica (coffee), 2976 nucleotides. RefSeq lists its product as uncharacterized. The record is from RefSeq and is a predicted model, not a curated record. NCBI's taxonomy places the organism in Eukaryota, Viridiplantae, Streptophyta, Magnoliopsida, Gentianales, Rubiaceae.